Molecule: messenger RNA, 1502 nt
Organism: Tetranychus urticae (two-spotted spider mite)
Lineage: Eukaryota; Metazoa; Arthropoda; Arachnida; Trombidiformes; Tetranychidae
Gene: Naxe
Product: NAD(P)HX epimerase
Cellular component (GO): mitochondrion
Molecular function (GO): NAD(P)HX epimerase activity
Source: RefSeq, a predicted model, not a curated record
GCUGACUACAAGUAAAGAUUUACACUCUUAACAGAUUGUAAGAUUAUCUGUCAAUUUAUUUAAACCUUUACAUGCAUCGAGUAUCAAUUUAAGUUGAUCAUAAAUUAACGUGAUCUUCCUUGUUUAUGAUUCUGUCCUUUAGUAGACCUACUUUCAAAAAAAGCUUUGGACGUUUAGUGCCCAAUCAGUUUAAAUUACUGCAUAUCCCGGUGACUACGAUGGAGAGUAUCAAGUGCCUAAGUCAAGAAGAAGCUAUCAAACUCGAUCAAGAUCUGUUCAAUGAGUGCCAAUUUAGUGUUGACCAGCUGAUGGAAUUGGCCGGACUUGCCAUUGCUAAUGCCAUAUAUAAAACUUAUCCAGCUCGAUCUUACAAGACGGUCUCAAUUUGUUGUGGACCAGGCAAUAAUGGUGGAGAUGGUUUAGUUGCUGCCAGACAUCUUUCUGCUUUUGGUUACCGUCCAUCAGUGUUUUACCCCAAACCAGGAAAAUCAGAGCUAUACUCACGUUUAGUACGCCAAUGUGAAAAGGAUGAAAUCCCUUUUUUGACUGAUCCAGAAGCUAUUGAAAGGAGCUCACUUGUGGUUGAUGCUGUUUUCGGUUUCAGUUACAAACCACCUUGUCGAGACGAGUUCAAAGAUCUUUUAGCAAUUUUAUCUAGAUGUUCAAACAGAUUGAUAAGCAUAGAUAUACCAUCUGGUUGGGAUGUUGAACAAGGACCUCCAACUGAUGACACACCGAUACUUCAACCAGACUGUCUAGUAUCGUUAACUGCACCUAAGCUCUGUUCUCGAUUUUUCCGUGGAAAACAUCACUGGCUGGGUGGCCGUUUCGUUCCUAAAACAAUAAUCCAAAGAUAUGAAUUGAGAUUGCCAGAUUACCCAGGAUCUGAGCAGUGCGUCAAGAUUGUUUGAUAUAUGAAAUAACUUGUUGGCUGAUGAUUGCCUCAGCAAUAAAUGCGACAAACAAUUUUGAUCAGUUCAAACGAUAUUUACAGUUUACGCCUCGUUUUAAAAAUUGUUGCACAGAUUUAAAAUGAGAAGGAAGCUGCAAUUUGCCAUGGGAUUGUGAUUUCUCUUCUCUGUUAGAUAAUUUUGUUUCAUAUUAUUUAACAAUUAUACAAAAAAUUUGUUCUAUUCGAUUGUUAAAUUUCUCAAACUAUUCCUUCCUAUUAUACUCUAAAAAUUUAAAUAACCUUAAAUUUUGAUGUGCUAAUUCUGUUAAUUCUUUUAUUCUGAAUAACAUUCAUUGUAAAAAUUCAAUGUACUGUUAUUAUGUUCUUCCAUUGAGUCAUAACUUGAUAAACAGAAGUGAUUGACUAUUGAUUAUUGAAUUUUCGGUUAUGCUUUAUAAAAAACUGACAGCCAAAACAUAAUCGAUUCUAAUUAGCUCAUCAUAAAUUUUGUGAAACCCAAUCAAGGUUUUUUGAUUCAAACUAAUUCAAUGUCAAGUCACCAAUACCAAUUAAUACUAAUCUCAAUAAAAACCAAUCAUAUGCGUUAAUU